AUGGAAAUUUACAUAAUAGUGAUCAUUGUGGUGAUCAUCUUCUUCACUUGUGUCCUUCCUUGCAUCGCCUGUUGCAGGAGAUUCCCUGAGGACGCCAAUACGAAUGAUAACAGGAAUGAAAAUGACGUAAGGGUCAAUGUUGAGCCUGUCAAUAACGUUACAAAUAUCAACUUUGGAAGCCCUGAUACUGCAAUGCCCACAACUACAGGUACAUCUAACGCUCAAGCUAACCCAUACUUGAUGUACCUCCAGUCGUACAUGACUUUAGCUGGUCAAAGAAAGCCAGAUGAGGAAAACAGACUUUCUGAAGCAGAAUUAAUUGCUGGAAUCGAAAGAUUGAGCGAACAGCAAAGGAUUGCUGAAGCUCAAAUAUUGGCCGAAGCUCACAGAAACGGAACCAUAGCAUCUCCUGAGCCUGCCUAUUUAUACGGCUCGAAUAGCUCUCAACUUCCGUCUUACAAACCUUAG
Messenger RNA from Scheffersomyces stipitis CBS 6054, 468 nucleotides. RefSeq lists its product as uncharacterized. The record is from RefSeq and is a predicted model, not a curated record. NCBI's taxonomy places the organism in Eukaryota, Fungi, Ascomycota, Pichiomycetes, Serinales, Debaryomycetaceae. The coding region runs from base 1 to 468 and encodes 155 amino acids. The transcript has a single exon.